Beta vulgaris subsp. vulgaris (sugar beet) is the source of this 1856-nucleotide messenger RNA. RefSeq names its product pentatricopeptide repeat-containing protein At3g04760, chloroplastic. Gene Ontology annotation, molecular function: protein binding. The coding region runs from base 1 to 1755 and encodes 584 amino acids. The record is from RefSeq and is a predicted model, not a curated record. The transcript has a single exon. NCBI's taxonomy places the organism in Eukaryota, Viridiplantae, Streptophyta, Magnoliopsida, Caryophyllales, Amaranthaceae.
AUGACAAUAUAUACAACUGAACUAUUCCCUAAUUGUCUUCCAUACAUUUCAGAGCUCCGAAUCCCUUCAUUGCCUUCAUAUCAAAAUAGCCCAAUUACCUGCAAAAAAACUAUCUCAAAUGAGAUUUACUACAGAAAUUUACCAAAACUCCAAGCAUAUUCUGUCGAAACUAGACCGGGUUUUUUCAACCCACUUGAUUUCAAAGAGCCCCAGUUGCUGAAAUUGAUCAAAAAGUCUCAUAAAGCAGGAAAGUUCAAUGAAGCUUUCUAUUUUCUUCAGUGUAUGGUAAGCAAAGGUUACAAGCCUGAUUUAGUCCUCUGCACAAAGCUCAUUAAAGGGUUCUUUAACAGCAAAGAGAUUAAUAAAGCAGUAGAAGUGAUGAAGAUUUUAGAAACGAAAGGAGAGCCAGAUUUAUUUGCAUAUAAUGCUAUGAUCAGUGGUUUCUGUAAGGUAAACAGAAUUGAAGAUGCGAAUCAGCUUCUUAGCAGAAUGAGGGGUAAAGGAUAUUCCCCUGAUAUAGUCACUUACAACAUCAUGAUUGGUAGCCUUUGCAGCAGGGGAAAGCUUGAUUUGGCUUCAAAAGUGUUGGAUAAACUAUUGAUAGAUGAUUGUCAACCAACUGUUGUUACCUAUACUAUCUUGAUAGAAGCCACUCUUAUUGAAGGUGGGACCAAAGAAGCAAUGCAACUAUUCAACGAGAUGCUAGGAAGAGGGCUAGAGCCCGACAUCUAUGUCUAUAACACCAUGAUUAGAGGGAUGUGCAAGGACGGGUCAGUGGAUCAAGCGUUUGCCUUUGUCCGGAGCUUACCCUCCCAAGGUUCUCAUCCAGACGCAAUCUCAUACAACAUUCUCUUAAGAGCACUACUAGACCGAGGAAAAUGGGAACAAGGUGAACAAUUAGUCAGAGAGAUGCUAGCUAGAGGAUCUGAGCCUAAUGUUGUUACUUAUAGCAUAAUUAUAGCUGCCUUAUGUCGUGCGAGCAAGGUAGAGGAGGCUCUAACUAUGCUGAAAGUCAUGAUGGAAAAAGGCCUGAAACCUGAUAACUAUAGCUAUGAUCCUCUGAUUUCAACAUUCUGUAAAGAGGGGAAAUUGGAUUUAGCUAUUGGAGUUCUAGAUCUUAUGAUAUCAAAUGGAUGCUUGCCUGAUAUCGUCAAUUACAACACUGUUUUGGCAGCUCUAUGCAAGAAUGGAAAGGCUGAUCUAGCUCUGGAGAUUUUUGAUAAACUGAGUGACGUGGGAUGUAAUCCAGAUGCGAGCUCCUACAACUGUUUGAUAAGUGCAUUGUGGAAUACUGGGGAUCGACCAAGGGCUAUGAAAAUGGUAGAAGAAAUGUUUAAGAAUGGAAUUGAUCCUGAUGAGAUCACUUACAAUGCCCUUCUGUCCUGUUUAUGCAGAGAUAGGAUGGUGGAUGAUGCUAUGAAAUUACUAAGGGACAUGGAGAACUAUGGUAUUCAACCAACUGUUAUUAGCUACAACAUGAUCCUACUUGGUCUUUGCAAAGAACAGAGGCUGGCAGAUGCAGUUGAAUUGCUGGGACGCAUGGUCGAAAAGGGUUGUCAACCAAAUGAAACAACUUAUACUUUGUUGAUUGAAGGGAUAGGAUUUGCAGGGUGGCACUAUGAGGCUAUGGAAUUGGCAAACACACUAAUGGAAAUGGAUGCCAUUUCCUCUGAUUCUUUCAGACGCUUGAGUAAGACCUUCCCUGCUCUUUCUCCAAAUAAAGAACUUGCAGCCUCUGGAAUACGAACAAAUUAGAUGUGUAAUUGUAUCUCAAAAUGUCUUAGAUAAGACACUGUAAAUAAAACUUCCUUACAUAUUUAUUGUUGGCUGCUACUUCUGAAGAGCUUUCAUGUCUA